UCGAGAAGGACUUUCUUAGCAAUAUUCCUUUAUCAGUGUUCUGCCCUUUGAAUCGUCUCAUACUAUGAGAUGACGGCCAAGGGCGAUUGAAGCUACUGCGUCGCCCUUUGGCAACUUGCCCCCCGUUUUACCUUUCAGAGUCGCAAUCCAAGUUCUCGGCGCAUUAUGGCUACAGGCAAUGGAGCACCUGGACCUCCGUUUGCGUUCCAGAUAUAUGAGCUUAAUGACGUGCGAGAUCCACAAUACCAGCAUACACGCUACGGAACGGGAGCCUGGAUUCCUCCUCAAACAUUUCGUGAUAAUGACUGGGAACUGAUAUUCGACGAACAUUCGUUUUUCUAUUUUGAUGGCAGCACAGUUCAUUUGUAUCCACCCGGCUCCUUCCCUAUGGAUGCGAUUCACAACGCUGGUGAGGUAUCCGUCUACCAUAACGAGGGGCAGAUAUAUGGAUGCGGCGAGGACGUUACUGAACCGCCCACCCCAGAGCCUCAUGAACCCCCGUUGGAAGUGAUGGAUAUUGGUUGGAAGUGCCUGGCAUUUGUGCACGAGAAUGAUCAAUCAUACGUGUCACGCGCCGUCUUCCAUGAAGGAGGUGUCCCGAGGUUGACGCUCCUUCGACCAAGUCAGGUAUGGGCAAAGGAGCUUCUCCCUUGCAUUUACCGCCCCCACCAUGUCCAUGAUGAUAGCCCUCAGAAUUCUGGCCUUGGCGGUCUGAAGGGGGAAGUGGCCAUACUCAUUGCACUGAUUGCCUUGUCCGUCCCAAACGGGAAUAUUCAUCUUGCAUUAUUUAAUUGCAUGAGAGGUCUGACCUGGACGAGCCAUGGGCUUCCAAGAGAUGAAGGGUGGACAUCGCGCCGCGGCAUUCUCGUCAAAGUAUUCACUCUUUCGGAGGACACGACUCCGCUCCGACUUUUCGAGGAUGGAACCGUCGCAGAAGGGAAAAUUUUCCAUUGACUUGUGCCCUACCAUACUACGUUCUUUACGUUAUUCAUUGCCCACAAUACGUGCUGAGCAGACCAGCUAACUUUGGCGCGGCUAUGAGGAACACAGGGGGAUCGAAACACCUGGAAUGAUCAUGGCUCCUACACAGAUAUCCUUGAAUGCAUUGCUUUACCGACAUUGUAGCAUCUCAUUAUUGGCAUGGCUCAUAUAUGCUAAGAAAGUCGCUCUAUAGCCUCAUUCCAUGAUGCAAAUGCCAAAUUAAGUUGUUUGAGUGCCCCAGGGAUUUGUAGGCUCGAUCGCCCUUAGA
This is a messenger RNA of Eremomyces bilateralis CBS 781.70, 1249 nucleotides long. RefSeq lists its product as uncharacterized. The record is from RefSeq and is a predicted model, not a curated record. Bases 166 to 954 code for a protein of 262 amino acids. Lineage: Eukaryota; Fungi; Ascomycota; Dothideomycetes; Eremomycetales; Eremomycetaceae. The transcript has 3 exons.